Ustilago hordei is the source of this 4266-nucleotide messenger RNA. RefSeq lists its product as uncharacterized. Lineage: Eukaryota; Fungi; Basidiomycota; Ustilaginomycetes; Ustilaginales; Ustilaginaceae. The transcript has a single exon. The record is from RefSeq and is a predicted model, not a curated record. The coding region runs from base 1 to 4266 and encodes 1421 amino acids.
AUGCCGCUCGCUGCUCCUCCCGGGGGCGCUCGUCCACCAGGCACAGCAUCCAAGCUAAAAGGCGCGCCUACCAACGCUGCCGGUCCAUCUAAACCCAACCCCAAACUCGUUCGCAUCCAGUCCACCGACAACAACAAUGACGAUCAAGAGACAACUACAGAUGACAGUAGCGACGAGGACGCUGCUUUCGAGAUGGAUGGUCAAGAGCUGUGGACACAAACCUACUGUCUCACUUGCGACUGCCUAAUCGAAGCAGGUGAGGCUAUCGCCAAAGCUGGUAGCUCAACUCAACCCGCUCAUCCACCUGCAUCACACACCACACUCAAGAGUCGCUCCGGCACUAUCAAGCCUCGUGCCUCCAACACUUCCGAUGAUGCUAAACCCCCCUCCGAGAAAGGCUCGCCUACCGCUCCUAAGAAUCCACCUGGCCCUCUCAAGAGGACGCACUCUGCCGGUCGUCUUCAUGCCAAGGCCAGCGCUGGUCCCAUCGGUCCACACAAGCGCACUGGCAGUGCUGGUAGCCGGCUUCACGCGCUAAGCGAGCUUCGACCGACUACCAAACUCCACGAUGAUGGCAAAGCAAAGGGCAAGGAUAAAGCAUCCACUCGCCAGGCUACAGGCCACCAUGGUCGCAAGAGCCCAGCAGCUUCCCGACCAGGCUCAGCAGCCAGCAAUCGAUCUCGCUCCAACAGCAGUGGUCCAUCUUCCUUCAAGUCGAACGAAGCCACCGUCCCUCUCAAUCACAACCAGAGUGCUGACGGAUCAUCACGCAACAGAAACCGAGGCUUCCUUGGCGGUCUCGGUCUCACUCCGGCGGCAUUGAAGCAACAAGAGGCCGAGCUCGCUGCCAAGCGCAAAGCACCCACACCACUCUACUGCUCAGAGCGAUGUCGUUUGAUCGAUGAGCGACGUUCUUCUGGUCUGCGCGAGCUAGCGCAGUACCUCUCACAGCCACUUGUGCCUACACCCAGCACAGCCUGGGUGCCAACCGCUCCUCCCACAUGGACAAGAUCCGCAAGCGUAUCAUCAAUACCCACGCCUAUCAUGGCCAACACUCCCGAGAGCGAGUGUUCCUGCCCUGAAUGCAUGGACAAGUAUGCUGAUGGUUGCAGCGCCAGUGGAGCUGGCAUCCCGAGUGGCGCGAGUGACACCGCUACCGAGAGCUCCAGUAGCUACAUCUACCUUCGCGGCGCCGCCCAGAAGCCACGCACCGCCAGUGGAAGACUCAUCACUCCCCUGGGUUUCCAUGCUCCCGGCGCCGGUACCGAAGGCUACUUUCCUCAGUUUGCCCCUCCUCAUGGCAUGACCUCCGCCGGAAUCAACAGCCCUAGAGUCCGAGCGGCGGAUCUUGGUCAAACUACAGACUCGAGUCGAUACACGUCUGCCGUGCCGCCUCGCUCAUCGUCUGCUGCAAGCGGUGGACGUGCAAGCACUUCGGGUACCGAAGGCAGUAUUCUCAGUUCUGAAAGCAGCGGUAGUCUCUGGGAGCCAAGGCUCAAGCCUCGAUCCAACUCGAGCACAAGGAACGCCAAUGGCGCUCAGAGCACUCUUCGCAAUACGCACGGUGCAGAUGACAAUGCUACUACUGGCACAAGCUCUGGACUCUCGACAAAUACUGCAACCCCCGCUAUCACACCGAGACAAUCGAUGAUCGUCACUUGGUCUUCUGGCUCGCAAAACACUGUCAGAGCAUCUCACCGCCUGUCGGUGCCUGGAUUUACUCCCACGCAUCAAGUCGACGAGGAAGCACAACAGCAUCCAGAGGCCAAUCGCGCCAUUUCGCCCGCCGCAACAUUGCCGCACCGUCCUGGCUCGAGCGCCAACAAGAGGUCUUCGCUUCUGAUGGCUACAAGCCCUCUCAAGCUGCUCGACAAGGGCAGUCAGCACCACGCCGCACCUUCUGUUGACCUCUUUGCUGAUCAUGUCGGCAGUCCCAGCACUCGAGGCUCGCUGCUGUCUCGCAGUCUCGCAAGUGAACACACUUUGAUGGGCGCUAGCGGCAUCACACUGACCAACCAGCAAGCACCACCACCCACUUUGAGCUCGAUGCACGCUCCUUCGCAUUUUGACGACGCUCAGUCUCCGCGACUCUCUUCUCACGAUCAAGCUUCCGCAAGGCGGCAAUCUGCCCUAUCGCCGAGCUACUCAGAUCCUACCCAGCUUCAGCAGCAGCACGCUUCCCACUCUAAUGACAGCGACGAUGGCCUCAGCAUGACAGUCGGUAGCUUGAAGCUCGCCCAGUCUCGUGCUGGGACGCUCACCUCGCGACGCGGCACUGACAUCUCCGAAACAAGGCCAACCGACUUGCGCCGAUUGUCGCUGUUUGGUGUCGCAGCUGCUCCUGCUCGACGCAACUCGAAUGCUGUCUCCAUCUCGAGCUCCAACUCUGGUUCGAACACGAGCGGUUGGCUUCGGUCUUUGUCUUCGGCUUGGCUCAACUGGCGCUCGACCGCUUCGCCUGCUACAAUGCAAGCCAGCGACUCCGACGUCUUCCACUCCACCGAUGACAGUGAUGAAUCGCCUUCGCGUGGCUCUGGACAGAUUGCACGUCGUGAGAGCAGCGCUUCUGGAGCCAGCAGCAGCAACGAGCUGCUCUAUGCUCAGAGGCGUGCUGCCUCGGUAAGGGACCUCAACAUGGCCAGUUCUCUAGGUCAGAACAGCAGCACUCUUCAUCCGGCCGAGAUGUCGCGAGAUCCCUUAGGAGGCCGCAGUGCAGGCAUCACUCCUACGCAGAGCCUCGUUGCCAAGCCUACCAUUCGACGUGGACAUGUACCAGCCUAUGUUCGCGAGAUUGGUCAGGGUGGCAUUCCUGGUGACUCUUCGCCUGCUGGUGCCAAGGCUGAGAAGGCUGGUGGUGGUGCAGGAGCGAUUCAUGAUCCAGCACAUAGACUUGCACGCGCUCGUGUCAAUAGUCUUACGAGGAUCGCGGAUGCGGAAGCUCAGGCACAAGCGCAGAGGAAGGCUAACAGGAGAAGAAGCCGUGAUAUUUCGGUCCUGCCGCCGUUGCUUGCGCCCAUCAGCCGUUCUGGUAGCAGCACCAAUCUGUACAAUCAGAUACCCAGGAGCGCACGUGCUUACUCGACUGGCCGAACUUGGACUGCAGCCAACACUGCGCAGACGUAUGUUGGCAGUGCCGGCUCCUCGCAUCAUCACCAACAACAGCCAAGUGGCCCGCAUCCGCCACCGUCGCCAACACUGAUGCGAAGUCCAUACAACAGCAGCUUUGCUCUUGCUCAGGAUGCUGCUCGUGCUGCUUUGACUCCUUCCAGGCCCAACAGUGCUGCUGGAUAUCACACCCUGUAUGGCAGUGCGGGCACAUCACCUCGAGCUAAAGGUCUCGGGUGGGGUGCAAUGACUUCGAUCGCUUCUCCUCCUGCUUCGUCUGCUACGUCGGCGUUCCCUCACCAUCACGCCCACUCUCACGGCCAUGGUCAUGGGCAGCAUCGACAGAGUAUCAGUUAUGGACACGCUGCUGCACUCACUAGUCGUCAGGUUGUUGCUCAGGCACACAAGCAUCAGCAUCAUGCCCAUCACCCUCACCACGGUCAUCACCAGCACCAACACCAGCACCAGCACGCGCCGCAGCCUCCAACCCCGAAUGGUCGAGGCACCAACGAUGCUGUGGCGGGACACAUGAUGAACCUCGGUGCGCCUCCCAACAGCACCACUGCGCCUGCAUACGGUCGCCAUUCAACCAUGCCCACCCUCCACCGCAGUCCCACGCCUUCUGUUCCGGAAGAUGGAGGAGAAAUGUCAUCCCAAGCCUUAACUUCCGGUGACUUUGUUUCUCGACCCAACUCUGCAAUGGCUGGACGUCGACACCAUCGAACAUCGCUCAUGCCUCCUCCUCGUUCCCGCUCUUCACUUGGAAUGCACUCCAUUCAACCUCUUACCCCCUCUGCUCCCCUCCAGCAAGAUGAAGGCGAAGUAGAGGGAGAGGAGGAGAGGUCGGAAGCUGCAGGUGCGGGUGCGGGUAGGACGUGGAGUUAUGAUGGAUUAUCAGCUCUUAAAACCUACCCGAUUUUGCAAUUGCCGGAUAGGGAAACGCACGAUGUAUACGAUCCUGCUUGGGGGUUGGGCGAUGGUGGAUUAGCUAAACAUCUGAAUCAGGAGGUCAAGGAUGAUGAAAGCGUGCCGAGGAGUGGUGAGGUGGCGCAAGGGGAGGGGGAUGGAGGAAAGGUUCAGGUUGGAUUUCCUCCUCGUCAACCACCAGCGCAGGUUCAAGGGGGUGGACACCGGAAGAAGUUAUUCUACUUUGAUGCUUAA